Molecule: messenger RNA, 2866 nt
Organism: Acomys russatus (golden spiny mouse)
Lineage: Eukaryota; Metazoa; Chordata; Mammalia; Rodentia; Muridae
Gene: Pnpla8
Product: patatin like phospholipase domain containing 8
Exons: 10
Coding region: 255-2582 (775 amino acids)
Biological process (GO): arachidonate metabolic process
Cellular component (GO): membrane
Source: RefSeq, a predicted model, not a curated record
CGUCACUUCCGCUGGGGGCGUGGCGUGGCGGAGGGUGGUGCUUGUCGUCCCAAUGUUUGGGGUCGGAACGCCGCAGAUGCGAAAGGACGGCCCAGCUGGUGUGGACAACAGCGCCCGCGGGAGGCGAGUGGCGGCCGCGGCGCCCCUGACUGCUGCCUGCGUCCCGGUAAGACCAUGAAUUAUGGGAUUCUUAAAUGAAGCAUUCAGGAGUGAAAGUAAAGAAUGUCAUAUAGAAAAUAAAUGAUUUUUAAGUUAUGUCUAUUAAUUUGACUCUAGAUAUAUAUAUUUACCUCCUUAGUAAUGCAAGAAGUCUUUGUGGGAAGCAAAGAAGCAAACAGCUGCAUUUUGUGUGUUCUAAACAUUAUUGGCGCAUGAGCCAUAUCAAUGUGUACAGAGAUUUUCACACAAGUAAGAAAGGCUGUAAAUGGAACAAAAGUGAAGCACAUUGCAGUAAGCACUGGCACUCUGCAAGCAACUAUGGGUUACAUGUUGGAAUUUUGAAACUUAGCACUUCUGCUCCCAAGAGACUUCCAAAAGUGAGCAUUCAUAUGUCCCGUAUUAAAAGUACUUUGAAUUCUGUUUCAAAGGCUAUUUUUGGCAGUCAAAAUGAAAUGGUUUCACGGUUAGCUCAAUUUAAGCCAAGUUCUCGAAUAUUAAGAAAAGUAUCAGAUAGGGGCUGGUUAAAACAAAAAAAUGUUAAACAAGCCAUCGAAUCUCUGAAAAACUAUAGUGAUAAAUCAGCAGAAAAGAAUUCUUUUGUGGAACAGAAAAGUUACCUCGCAGAUAAAGAAGAUUUAGGUAAACACGGCCUUUUUCAUUACACAUACAAUAUAACCACCAGAUUUGGAGAGUCAUUCUACUUUUUAGCGAAUCAUAUUAAUUCAUACUUCAAGGGCAAGGAAAAUAUGUCUCAAGCAAAGGAAGAUAAACAUCUUCAGGACAAACCAGAACUUGAAGAAGGAAAAUCCAGUUCACCUGGCUCUGACAUCCUGACAGACAUGCCAGACUCAGGACCUCUCCUAGAUGCUGAAGACAAACCUUCCAGCCCUAGCCAGAUGCUUGAGGUUCUCCCAGUGUCUACAAAACAAAGUAUCGCUAGCUUCCUUUCUCGUCCCACGGAAGGAGUACAAGCCUUAGUCGGUGGGUACAUUGGUGGACUUGUACCCAAAUUAAAGUCUGACUCAAAGGGUCAGCCAGAAGGACAGGAAGAACCUGCUAAAACUGAGCACGGUGUUAGCAAAGACAAGAAGGCAGAGGAGAAAAAGCGUAUGUCACUCCAGCGAGAAAAGAUUAUUGCAAGAGUGAGUAUUGAUAACAGAACUCGAGCCUUAGUUCAGGCCUUAAGAAGAACAACCGACCCAAAGCUCUGUAUUACUAGAGUUGAAGAACUGACUUUUCAUCUUCUAGAAUUUCCUGAAGGAAAAGGAGUGGCCGUCAAGGAAAAAAUUAUUCCAUAUUUAUUACGACUGAGGCAAAUUAAGGAUGAAACUCUUCAGGCUGCAGUUAGAGAAAUUUUGGCCUUAAUUGGUUAUGUGGAUCCAGUGAAAGGCAGAGGAAUCCGAAUCCUUACAAUUGAUGGUGGAGGAACGAGAGGUGUGGUAGCUCUUCAGACUCUGCGGAAGUUGGUUGAACUUACUCAGAAGCCAAUUCAUCAGCUCUUUGAUUACAUCUGCGGUGUAAGCACAGGGGCCAUAUUGGCAUUUAUGCUGGGAUUGUUUCACAUGCCACUGGAUGAAUGUGAGGAACUCUAUCGAAAGUUGGGCUCAGACAUCUUCUCACAGAAUGUUAUUGUCGGGACCGUCAAAAUGAGUUGGAGCCAUGCAUUUUAUGACAGUCACACGUGGGAAAAGAUCCUUAAGGAUAGAAUGGGAUCUACACUAAUGAUUGAAACAGCACGAGAUCCAGCAUGCCCCAAGGUUGCUGCUGUAAGUACCAUAGUAAACAGAGGACUAACACCAAAAGCUUUUGUGUUCAGAAACUAUGGUCAUUUUCCUGGCAUCAACUCUCACUACUUGGGAGGCUGUCAGUAUAAAAUGUGGCAGGCCAUUAGAGCCUCAUCAGCUGCUCCAGGCUACUUUGCAGAAUAUGCUCUGGGGAAUGAUCUUCAUCAAGAUGGAGGUUUACUUCUGAAUAACCCUUCAGCCCUGGCCAUGCAUGAGUGUAAAUGUAUCUGGCCAGAUGCCCCAUUAGAGUGCAUAGUAUCUCUGGGCACAGGACGGUACGAAAGUGAUGUGAAGAAUACCGCAACAUAUACAAGCCUGAAGACCAAGCUCUCUAAUGUUAUCAGCAGUGCUACAGACACAGAGGAAGUCCAUAUAAUGCUUGAUGGUCUGUUACCUCCUGACACAUAUUUUAGAUUCAAUCCUGUCAUGUGUGAAAACAUACCCCUAGAUGAAAGUCGAAAUGAAAAGCUGGACCAGCUGCAGCUAGAAGGGAUGAAGUAUAUAGAAAGAAAUGAACAAAAGAUGAAAAAAGUUGCAAAAAUAUUAAGUCAAGAGAAAACUACACUUCAGAAGAUCAAUGACUGGAUAAAGCUGAAAACUGACAUGUAUGAAGGCCUUCCAUUCUUUUCAAAGUUGUAAGUAGGGCACACGUGUUCUCAUAAACGAAGGCCGUCAAGAGGCCCACCAAAUAGAAUACGGAACUGUGAGAAAACAACACGAGUUCUCUGUGAGAUACUUAGUGAAUUCAGGCAAACCCUGAAACACAGGUAAUAUUUUGAUCAGCUUACAAGCUCACAAAAGAUAUGUUUGGCUAUGGAAGUUAUGGAAAGUUAUAUGGGAACUAGGUAUUUAAAGUGUUCAUAACCUUUAAGCAUUUUAUUACUAUGCUAGUUGGUUUUAGUAUCGUAUCUAUUGGCCUUAAA